Molecule: messenger RNA, 899 nt
Organism: Schizophyllum commune H4-8
Lineage: Eukaryota; Fungi; Basidiomycota; Agaricomycetes; Agaricales; Schizophyllaceae
Exons: 2
Coding region: 227-481 (84 amino acids)
Source: RefSeq, a predicted model, not a curated record
GAUCCGUGACAUUGGCACGCACCAUCCAUGAGAAUGGCUCUGAACUUGAGAUAGGUCACAUAGUCCCGAGAUGACGUUCGAGGACCGCGCCGGUCGCAUGAGGUACACGGUUACCCGAGCUGCGACCGACGGCAGGCGUACAUAAAGUGCAGGCCUAAGUCACGGGCUAAGUCAACUUGGCUUCGACCAUCCGUCUCGAGCUUCGUCACGUACGGAACCAUCCCAAAUGCGCUUCACCGCCAUUGUCCUCGCCGGAUUGCUCGCCAACGUCGCCUACGCACAAACCCGAUCUCCCUGCGCCAACAAGUGCGUGAGGCAGGUGUGCGGCCCUACAGUCGGCGCCAUGCGUCCUUGCGUCUGCGACUCUGCCGUCAGUAAGAUCGACACGUGUAUCCAUACGGAAUGCCCGGCGAAGGAGCGGAAGGAAGCGUACCGGGCGGUCCACAAGGAUUACUGCGGUUGGGCGGACUCGGAUGAGUAGAAAACGUGCUGAAGCUAGGACUGGACAUCUGAGCGUCGGAUGCGUGGAACGGCAGAGAUUCUUGGACUUGUAUGGCCUGUAUGGUUUCAUGAGGACACUGCUUGACUUAGCUUAUGCCCGACAUUGAAUCUUUGUAUUUCGAGCGGUGCUCUUCUCAGCUGAUGCAGUGGGUCCUCGUCCAGUUUCUCUUGUAGCAUGGACGAAGGCGCUUUUACCAAGAACGGGCAAUCGUGCGCGUUGGACAAGGUCUUGCAAUCGCGCUACGUAGGCCUUGUGCCGUUACUGGGACGAGGCUUCCGCGGCUUAAAUUCAAGGUGGGGUCACAGAGCUUGUGACCAUGUUCAAGGCCCUCGGUAAAGCAAAGAGAGUAGCGGUGCGCGAGCCCUUGAAGUCGUGCUACAUCCUCUGAGGUGUCGGU